Molecule: messenger RNA, 1536 nt
Organism: Phalaenopsis equestris
Lineage: Eukaryota; Viridiplantae; Streptophyta; Magnoliopsida; Asparagales; Orchidaceae
Product: obg-like ATPase 1
Exons: 12
Coding region: 192-1379 (395 amino acids)
Cellular component (GO): cytoplasm
Molecular function (GO): GTP binding; ATP binding; ATP hydrolysis activity
Source: RefSeq, a predicted model, not a curated record
AGUGUUUGCUGGUGAAUACUUAACCCCCGGUCUUAGCCUAGCAAUAAAAAUUAACAGACCGCAUUUUUCUCCUCGUUCGGGCCUUCUCCCUUUCCGUUGGACAAGCUACAGAUAAAACCUUGAAGGCGCGAGAAGCGUGGAGCACCAAAACCUAGAAUCACCACUCUUCUGUUGCCAGUCAAAUCUUCGAUAUGCCACCCAAAGCCGCCGCCAAGUCUAAGGACGCCACCGCCGAGCGGCUUAUCCUUGGCCGGUUCUCCUCUCACCUCAAGAUUGGAAUAGUCGGAUUACCAAAUGUUGGAAAGUCAACUCUUUUCAACACUCUUACUAAAUUGUCGAUUCCUGCAGAGAACUUUCCUUUCUGCACCAUAGAGCCCAAUGAGGCACGUAUUAAUGUGCCCGAUGAAAGAUUUGAUUGGCUCUGCCAGUUGUACAAGCCAAAGAGUGAGGUAGCUGCAUUUUUGGAAAUACAUGACAUAGCUGGGCUAGUGCGAGGUGCUCAUCAAGGACAGGGUUUGGGGAAUAAUUUUCUGUCCCAUAUUCGUGCAGUUGAUGGAAUUUUCCAUGUCCUUAGAGCAUUUGAAGACCCUGAUAUCAUUCAUGUGGAUGACUCUGUAGACCCUGUAAGGGAUUUGGAAGUUAUAACAGAAGAGCUCCGUCUAAAGGAUAUAGAAUUUAUGGAGAGGAGAAUAGAUGAUCUUGAAAAAAGCAUGAAAAGAAGCAAUGACAAACAAUUGAAGAUAGAGCUUGAAUGCUGUCAAAAGGUUAAAGCAUGGUUACAUGAUGGGAAAGAUGUGCGCCUUGGAGACUGGAAAGCUGCUGAUAUAGAGAUUUUGAACACUUUCCAGUUGCUUUCAGCAAAACCUGUUGUCUAUCUGGUGAAUAUGAAUGAAAAAGAUUAUCAGCGAAAGAAGAAUAAGUUUUUACCCAAGAUACAUGCUUGGGUGCAGGAGCAUGGUGGCGAACCUAUCAUUCCUUUCAGCUGCGUUCUUGAAAAAAACCUCUCAGAUAUGCCACCAGAUGAAGCUGCUAAGUAUUGUGAGGAAAACAAAUUGCAGAGCGCUAUUCCAAAAAUCAUAAAGACUGGUUUUUCUGCCAUCAAUCUUAUUUACUUUUUCACCGCUGGCUCAGAUGAGGUUAAAUGCUGGCAAAUCAGACGCCAAACAAAGGCUCCUCAAGCUGCUGGUGUCAUACAUACUGAUUUUGAACGUGGUUUCAUUUGUGCUGAGGUAAUGAAAUUUGAAGAUUUGAAAGAAGUCGGCAGUGAAGCGGGAGUCAAGGCCGCAGGUAAAUAUAGACAGGAAGGGAAGACUUAUGUUGUUCAGGAUGGGGACAUCAUCUUUUUCAAAUUUAAUCCUUCUGGCGGCGGAAAGAAAUGAGUCUAUAGAUCAAUUUUAUGUGCUUUGAUAUUUAAACCGGAUGUGUUUAAUGAGGUAAUUUAUUAAAUUGAUCUUCAAAAACUUUAUAUAGGAUCUAUGCUUUUUUUGGCCUCUCCUUUUUUGCAAUAAAAAUUUCUGCAGAAGUUCAGGCUCCCCA